Molecule: messenger RNA, 909 nt
Organism: Yamadazyma jaroonii
Lineage: Eukaryota; Fungi; Ascomycota; Pichiomycetes; Serinales; Debaryomycetaceae
Source: the annotation of a GenBank genome assembly
AUGGAGACUAUGGAACCACCUAAAAUGUUAAGAAUUAAGAGGAAGAGAGGAGAAGAUCCUCUCCAAGCCUUAAUUCUUGACUCUCAGAUGGCAAAAAGGUCUAAGCCAUCUUCGCCAGUAGCUUCAGGAACAGUCACACCCAACGAAAAUUAUUACUUCAAAUUAACUAGAACUGAUGCUUCUGCUGUAGACGGAAUACUGAUCUUGUUAUCUGAAACAUCCAGGACCACCAAGGAAAGGAAUUUCGUUAUACCAAAGUCACAGACUGAAGAGGACGAUACAAUACCAAAUGAGUUAUCAGAUUUAGUAAACAAUUUCAUGAUCAAUAACGACACCACCACCGAACAAAGAAAGAAGAGGAAUCAUUCCAUCGCCAACCAUGUUACCACUGAACCAGAAGAUGAAUUCGUUUACGAUGUUUAUCAAUUGUCUACUAUGACCAAUCACAACCAUCCAAAAUCACAAAUAGGGUAUAUCAAGUUCUUUGAGAAUAGUGACGAUGAAUUCAAUAAUAAUUCAGAACCGGAAGAUGAUCGAGUUUAUUCUGACCACGAAGAUUCCAAUGCCGAAGAUUUCUAUCAGAAUGAUUAUCCUGAAGACGAGGAUGCUGAUAUCGAAACUGAUAUUCAUAAUGAGUAUAGGAACACAGACCUAGAGAAUGAUGAGAUCGAUGAGCUUUUCGAUUAUGUGCAGAAUACUGAUAUGAGUCUUAUUGAUAACUAUAAAAGUGAAGAUGAUGAAGAUUAUGUCUUUGAAGACGACGAUGAAGACGACGAAGAUGAUGAUGAUGAUUACGAAGACGAUGGAGAUUUUGAACGUCAAAAGUUUUUUGAUAACGAAAGUGAUGAUGAAUUGGCUAUUCAUAGGGAUAGAAUAUUUUCCAAAUUAAAGAAAAUGGUUGAUGAAUAA